UCUCAGGCCCAGAUUGACACACCGAAAAUUGCUUAGGGUUGUACAUAUUAUAUAUCCUCUGCAAAAGCUUUCGAUUUCUUCAGCCGCGAAGCUUCUUACAAUGGUGCACGUUAGUUUCUACCGCAACUAUGGUAAGACAUUCAAGAAGCCUCGCAGGCCUUAUGAGAAGGAGCGAUUGGAUGCUGAGCUGAAGCUUGUUGGAGAGUAUGGGCUGAGGUGCAAGAGGGAGCUGUGGAGGGUGCAAUACGCAUUGAGUCGCAUCCGAAACAAUGCUAGGAAUCUCCUCACCCUUGAUGAAAAGGAUCCCCGCCGAAUCUUUGAAGGCGAGGCCCUUCUACGUAGGAUGAAUAGGUAUGGCCUUUUGGAUGAAAGCCAAAACAAGCUCGAUUAUGUGCUGUCCCUCACUGUUGAGAACUUUCUUGAGCGCCGCCUUCAGACCCUUGUGUUCAAGGCUGGAAUGGCUAAGUCGAUUCAUCAUGCCCGUGUGCUAAUCAGGCAGAGGCAUAUUAGGGUGGGAAGACAGGUAGUAAAUGUGGCUUCCUUUCUGGUGAGGGUCGAUUCACAGAAGCAUAUAGACUUCUCGCUUACUAGUCCCUUUGGUGGUGGUCGUCCUGGUAGGGUCAAACGAAAGAACCAGAAAGCUGCUGCAAAGAAGGCUGGCGGUGGUGAUGAAGAAGAGGAUGAUGAAUAAGCAUUAUCUGUGUGAUAACCUUAUUCGCGUAACGGUUCAUUGCUCUUUCAAAAAAGAAUCUCUCCUGUUUUCUUUUUGAUAUACUCCUAUCUGGUUCUAUCACUUUUUUGUUUUUUGAGAUUAUAACAAACAAUUUUGUGUUUUAAGCGAGAAUGAAAUGAAUAUGAUGUCUUCACUCGCAA
Molecule: messenger RNA, 873 nt
Organism: Salvia splendens (bonfire salvia)
Lineage: Eukaryota; Viridiplantae; Streptophyta; Magnoliopsida; Lamiales; Lamiaceae
Product: 40S ribosomal protein S9-2
Exons: 3
Coding region: 101-691 (196 amino acids)
Biological process (GO): translation; ribosomal small subunit biogenesis
Cellular component (GO): cytosolic small ribosomal subunit
Molecular function (GO): rRNA binding; structural constituent of ribosome
Source: RefSeq, a predicted model, not a curated record